AUGAGAUUACUAGAGAAACUCGAAGGAAAGACGAAAUAUCUAUGGAACCUGCGGAACCCGUUUUUCCUAAUCAUCUUCAUUACAUUUCUAUAUCACAGUUACCAACUAUUGGUUCUAUUCCUAGAAUAUCAGACCACCGUAUACAUCAGUGAAGACGAUCCUACAGAUGUAGACUUUCCAGCAGUGACAGUGUGCACUAAUGGAAAGCUAAGACAUGAGGUUCCAAGAAUUUGGGAAAUUCCUCUGUUUACAAAGAUGAAGGAACUCGCAAUGGAGCUUUCUUGUUACAAAAUAAAUACAGAUGACAGACAUUCAGGCAACUGUUAUGAGGAAAAAGGGUACAUUUGUUUUUAUGUUUUUAAUAAAUGUUUCUAUUUAACUAAAAGAGC
Messenger RNA from Limulus polyphemus (Atlantic horseshoe crab), 389 nucleotides. RefSeq lists its product as uncharacterized. Gene Ontology annotation, molecular function: sodium channel activity. The transcript has 3 exons. Gene Ontology annotation, biological process: sodium ion transport. The annotation marks the transcript as partial. NCBI's taxonomy places the organism in Eukaryota, Metazoa, Arthropoda, Merostomata, Xiphosura, Limulidae. The record is from RefSeq and is a predicted model, not a curated record. Gene Ontology annotation, cellular component: membrane.